CUGAAGUCAAUGUAAACAUAUAAAUAUAAAAUAUAUAAAGAAGGCUCCCAGGCACUGGCCUGUGGGACCGCAGCUCUCCUGGGACUGCGAGAAGUGCGGAAACCCUGCCUGUGGGCGGGGGCAGAUCCGCCGAUUGGAUCUGACAGCUCCCCGUUUCCCCGGGACCCGGAGGACAGUUGCACAGAGGAGACGGGUCCGGGUUGCCCGGUUCAGAAAACCCUCAUCAACCCCAGGACAUGGAGCAAGAGGCUGCCCUGUGUCCUCGGGCUCCUUAGCAGCUGUCAGCAUGAGUCACCACCGCGGAAGGGGAGGGAGAGGGAGGUGCUGGGCUUGGCUGCAGCUCAAGCUGGAAAUAGCUCAGCUUUGACUUUACUUCCCAGCCCUGCCAGGUGGGGGUGCUCCACCCCCAGGACCCUGGGCAGAGCCUGCCCCGCCCUGCCAUGUCCCACCUGCCAGCUUGGCCCACAGUACCCUGACCCCAGAGACUUGCUGCAACGUUGUUCCCAAGGUCAGGUCCUGCUCCGCCGGCGGGGCACAUGAUGCCCGUGAGGGUGAAGGAGGCCAUGAAGCCGCCUGAGAAGUCCCUUGAGGUGGAGGAUUCCAUGAAGCUACUGAGCAGCCUCUGUAAGAGGAAGGCGAUGAAGGCGACCUUCAAGCAUGCAGGGCGGGGCGCCCUGGUCACCGGCGCCAUGGCCUUACUCGGGGGCCUGGUCGGGGGCCCUCUGGGACUGGCCGUUGGGAGUGCUGUCGGGGGGCUCUUAGCGUUCUGGAUGCACUGGGGGCAGUUUAAGUCGGUCAGUCAGAUCCUCAAGGAGCUGCCGCCUGCUGAGCAGGAGAAGCUCUGCCACCAGGUCUCGGUCAUCAUCGGGAACCUGCAGUGGACAGACGUCGAGCACCUGACCGAGCUGGUCAAGGGCAACAAGGACCUGCAGAAGCGGCUGCUGAAGCUGCUCGAGGGCUACGUCACCAAGGAGCUGAGGACCUCAGUGCAGUACGGCGACUAGGCUCGGGCGGGGGCCUAACCUGGGGAGGCCU
This is a messenger RNA of Myotis brandtii (Brandt's bat), 1035 nucleotides long. RefSeq names its product protein C19orf12 homolog. NCBI's taxonomy places the organism in Eukaryota, Metazoa, Chordata, Mammalia, Chiroptera, Vespertilionidae. The transcript has 3 exons. The record is from RefSeq and is a predicted model, not a curated record. The coding region runs from base 537 to 1004 and encodes 155 amino acids.